AUCAAAUUGAUCUUCCACUUGCUAUGAACUCUCAGUAAAUUGCCAAGUUCUAUCAAUGGUUUAGAAGACAAAGCAAGUAGAAACAUCUCCAUUUACAAGGCAACAAUAAUUUUUAUACAGGACAGAUUAUGACAACUUCUUUCUUAAGGUUAUCCGGAACAUGUCAAUCAUGUCAAAAGUCCUCAAUGUGAGAUUACAGCAGUUUAACGGCUGGAUAUCUGGAAAAGUUUACACUCCAUAGAUGUUGAAUUUUAGUUUCCUGCCACUUCCUGUGUGCUGUUAGCAAAACAUAGAGUCAAGCUUACAGAAGGGCAAAGAGUCUUAGUCGGGAUCAUCCUCGUGGAUUUCUGAGAAUUUCCCUAGCACUGAGUUUCUCUAUCAAGAUAUGGAUCAACUUCAACAUAUGUCCAGGAGAAGAUGUUUAAAUUUUAUCAAAUGAAAUACAUUUUUCAAAUACUGGAUAAAAUGAGAUGCUUGCGAAAACGUUCUACAGUGUCUUUCUUGGGUGUUCUUGUUGUUUGCCUUCUAUUCAUGAACUUGUACAUUGAAGACAGCUAUGUUCUGGAAGGCGACAAACAGCUCAUAAGGGAAACAUCCACACAUCAACUUAAUUCUGAACGCUAUGUUCACACGUUCAAGGAUUUAUCUAACUUCUCAGGAACCAUAAAUGUCACCUAUCGCUACCUAGCUGCCACUCCUUUACAGAGAAAGAGGUAUCUCACAAUUGGUCUUUCAUCAGUAAAACGGAGAAAAGGAAACUAUUUACUUGAGACAAUAAAGUCAAUUUUUGAACAGUCCAGCUAUGAAGAAUUAAAGGAAAUUUCAGUAGUGGUGCAUCUAGCAGACUUUAAUUCCUCCUGGCGCGAUGCCAUGGUCCAGGACAUCAUGCAGAAAUUUGCCCAUCACAUCAUUGCAGGAAGAUUGAUGGUUAUACAUGCUCCUGAAGAAUAUUAUCCAGUUCUGGAUGGUCUUAAAAGAAAUUACAAUGACCCAGAGGAUAGAGUCAGAUUUCGCUCCAAACAGAAUGUAGACUAUGCUUUUCUUCUGAAUUUUUGUGCCAAUACUUCAGACUAUUACGUCAUGCUUGAAGAUGACGUUCGGUGUUCCAAAAAUUUCUUAACCGCCAUCAAGAAAGUCAUCGCAUCCUUAGAAGGGACAUACUGGGUAACUCUUGAGUUCUCAAAACUUGGCUACAUCGGUAAACUCUAUCAUUCUCAUGAUCUCCCACGUCUGGCACACUUUUUAUUAAUGUUUUAUCAAGAAAUGCCUUGCGAUUGGCUAUUGACUCAUUUUAGAGGUCUCUUGGCUCAGAAAAAUGUGAUCCGAUUUAAACCUUCUCUCUUUCAGCACAUGGGCUAUUAUUCAUCCUAUAAAGGAACUGAGAAUAAACUCAAGGACGAUGACUUUGAAGAGGAGUCAUUCGACAUCCCUGAUAAUCCCCCAGCAAGUCUCUACACCAAUAUGAAUGUCUUUGAAAACUAUGAAGCAAGCAAGGCUUACAGCAGUGUUGAUGAGUACUUCUGGGGAAAGCCACCGUCCAUUGGAGAUACAUUUGUGAUUGUAUUUGAAAAUCCAAUUACGAUUAAAAAAAUUAAAGUGAAUACAGGAACAGAAGAUCGACAGAACGACAUUUUGCAUCAUGGAGCUCUAGAUGUUGGGAAAAAACUUAUAUUAAAGAAACAAAUAAGACAAUGUGAUACUUACUUAAGACUGGGAGAUUUCAAACACGGAAACUUUGAAAUGUCAGAGGUGAAUCAAAAAAUUCCAUUUGACAUACAUUGCAUAAGGAUAUGCGUUACCAAAACCCAAAAAGAAUGGCUCAUAAUUCGGAGCAUCAGCAUUUGGACUUCCUAGCCAAUGAAAUCAGUCUACUGAGUUUCUGAAGCAGGACUUCCUGUUUCAGUAUUUCCUCUCUUCCUCUUUUGCUACUUUUGUCUUUUGGAAGGCAACCAAUGGAUGUGAUGUGUCCCGAAAAAAGUUGAUCAUCUCAGCCGUUCUGAUUGUAGUUUAAUGAAACACACCCUUGUAUGCUUUCACUUUUGAGGUCAAAGGCCAUUCUGUAGUUAAAGUUGCUGUCAUCCAUAUAUUUAAGUGUUUAUGGAUCCACGAUUUCAAACAGUAGUCAAAAGAGUGAUGUGAACGAUUUAAAACAAAAAAAUUCUUUCCAUGGAUUACAAUUAAAACACAGUUGCCAACGGUACACACUUAUUCAUGAAUUGUUAAUUCAUUAUAUGAUCAGACAGCUUUCUCAUUCAGAAUCUCUGAGAAUAUGCAUUUGGUUGCAAUCGUAAACUGGGAUAAUUUUCUUGGAAAUUUAGGCUUUCACUGACUGCUAUAUUUUUACAGUUAAUACCUCCUCAUAGCAGUGAAGUCUUUGCAACAGACUAUUUUGUGUAAGUAGGGCUAAAGAAAAACAGACUUAAAAAUAAGCAUUCCUCUGGUUGUUUCUAUGAAAAGAAACAUUGCUCCUUGUUUUAAAACAUUUAAUAGCUUCAAAAAAUUUUAAUUUAAAUUUUCUGUGGGAAGAAUUGCAUUUCUAACUUCCCACUUGAAGUAGAUAGGUAAGCUUAGUGUUUUAAGGUUACAUAGAACCCCUGUAAUUAACAGAUAAAAAGAAAUGGCCUGUGCAUAGUCUAUUUGUUCACAGUUUCAGUAUAUGCAGACAAAAUUGAAAUUGAUUUUAUAUUUUUUUAUUAAAAUUCAUGUGAUUGAAGUCGUUGCAAUUUAUCAUGUUUUGGGGAGAUUAAAUGACUGUCUUAAGUGGGAGAAAGGUAAAAACUGUAGAAACUAAUUUUGUCUUAUUUUGUUUUGUUUUCCUGUAGUCAAUGAGCUAUUUCUUCAAAAACCAAACAACAAGGCAUUAUUCUGCUUUUUUGUCUUAAUUAACAGACAACACUAUGGAGAUCUCUCAUCACAGAACUUAGGGCUUCUGUUUUCUUUAUCCCUUCCUUCCUUCCAUGAUUUUUCUCAUUCUGCGUCCGUGUAUGUGUGCAUUUAUUUACGUAAUACUUAUUUGUUUGUGCCUACCUGUCUAUGUAUGACUCCUGUGCGCAGUGCCUGCAGAAGCCAGAGGAGGGUUUUAGAUAUCGUGAAACGCAAGUUACAGUCCAUUACAGACCGCGUUUCAAGGGUGCUGGGAGCCAAACCAGUGUCCUCUGCAAAAGCAGCAGUGCUCUUAAUCACUGAGCCGUCACUCAAGCAGCAACUGUUCUGUGUCUUAUUUAGGUUUCAGGUUAUUUGCUAGACUACCUUGAAUUAGAUAACAAAACUGGUCUAUAAAGCAUUAUGACCAUGCAGUGUAAUGACUGUGACACGUUUUAAUUGACAUUUUUGUGCUACCUGCAUACAAAUAGUAAUCAAACUCUGUUAAAGAUUUGGUCAGCUGUCUCUACCUUUCACAAAAGAAAUUCACGACACCACAGUGUGUUUUAAAAACAUUAGUGUUUCAGAAUGUACUUAGUGGUCACCCUAUUCACAAUUUGUAAAUGAUUCAGUGAAGAGGUUUUUAAUGAAGAGAAAUACAGAAUAUGUAUGUGCUUAUGGGGAAAAAUCAUAUUCUCACACAUGUGUGCGUGUGUGUUUCUGUGUGUGUAUGUGUGUGUAAUGUGUGUGUGUUGUGUAAAGAUAUAUUUAUGAUACUAAAAAAAACAGAAAAGAAACAAGAAGUGUGUCUGCUCUUCUUUCUUUCCUAAAAUACAGUACUGAAACUUACAUAAUACAAGAGA
Messenger RNA from Microtus ochrogaster (prairie vole), 3725 nucleotides. RefSeq names its product MGAT4 family member C (gene Mgat4c). The transcript is spliced from 7 exons. The record is from RefSeq and is a predicted model, not a curated record. NCBI's taxonomy places the organism in Eukaryota, Metazoa, Chordata, Mammalia, Rodentia, Cricetidae. Gene Ontology annotation, biological process: protein N-linked glycosylation. Gene Ontology annotation, molecular function: acetylglucosaminyltransferase activity. Bases 418 to 1854 code for a protein of 478 amino acids.